Molecule: messenger RNA, 1722 nt
Organism: Candidozyma auris
Lineage: Eukaryota; Fungi; Ascomycota; Pichiomycetes; Serinales; Metschnikowiaceae
Gene: MED1
Product: Med1p
Exons: 1
Coding region: 1-1722 (573 amino acids)
Biological process (GO): regulation of transcription by RNA polymerase II
Cellular component (GO): mediator complex
Molecular function (GO): transcription coregulator activity
Source: RefSeq, a predicted model, not a curated record
AUGGCUUCAUAUCUCCACGAAUCCCUGAAACUUCUAUAUGAAUACCUGGAGAAUUUCAAUAUCUCACUUGAUCUAAUACAAAGGCUUGCUCAAUUUCUUAAGUUAGACACGUUCAUCGACUCGGAAGUGCAAGAUCCCCAGACCAAACAGUCAGUCAAGAGACUAUCGAUUGCCGGGUCCUUGCUCUUGGUCGAUAUAGAUUUCAUUGACUCUCACACGGUGACGAAAGUGGCAUUGGCUCUGGGGAACCAUUCAACCAGUGCUGUGAGCUCUGCCCACUCAGAAGAAAAUGCCGUAAUCUCCACUACUAAGGUGGACGACACCACUGUUGUCAGAGUCAAUUUUCUCGAGGCGAACUUCGUUUCUUUUUUGAAUAUAAGAAACGACAAUGAUGCGUCUGUUGCUGAAAACAUAUUAAAAGAGAAUCUUCGUGGUCCCAAGCUUGGGAAGUUUCCACUGAACCUCAAAUACUUGGCGAAUCUCGACCGAUUGUCGCCUCCCGAAGGCGACUUAGUCUUAUACUUAGACAAUAUUGCUAAGUACUUGGAAGUCGUUCACAUGCAAGAAUGUAAGUUGAGGCCAGAAGACGAAGAUAUUAGAUCAGGCCAGUCUAGCAUCAUUGGCAAGUUGAUGUAUAACGACACCCAGUCCCUUGAGCUCGGGGUGUUCCUCCAGUUUUGGAAGACAAAAAAUAGGACAAAAAGUUCUCAGUAUAACGAAGUUAUUGAACACCAGACCUACGUUGGCCGCCUUUCAGUUAUCGAAUCAGAGGGCCCUAAUAGAGAUUACCUCAAAGAGGCAACGAAAUCUCUCUGGGAACCGCGGGAUCAAGAAAACGCAAGUCUUGAGUACAAGAUUACAUUUGAUGAUGAAAAGCAUUUGCCAAAGGGUGUGAGCGUUUGCGGCCCGAAUAACAAACAGUGGGAACUACAAUUCAAUCUCAAUCACCCGGUCUACCUACCGAGAGAAAUCAUCGAUUAUCUCGGAUUCGACAAAUAUGAGGUUGCAAAUGACACUGAUCUCAAAGAGGUGUUUGACAAAAUUAUUGAAUUUGGGUCGGUAGAUUUGAUGUCAGAACUGAAAAAUCUUAGAGUUCAGCUUGAUCUUAAAGGGUUUUCAGACUAUAUUCCUCUUACAUCAGUGUCAUUACCCAGCUUGAACAGCAUUGCAAAACUCUUGCCAUCGUUAAGAAAUCACAUCCUACUCUCCACUUGGAUCACAGAAAUCGCAGAGCUACCAGACUGCUGUAUAACUGAUGCUACGGAGACAGAGGCGAAAAAGCAGAAAGAUGUGCACCCGGAGCUAGCAGAGGAGGAGGUUCUCAGGCUCAAUGCCAUGACUGAGAGCAACGCAUACGUUGGAGUCCAAGUCCUCGACUCUAAUGCUAAUACUGAUGUAGAGGACUUCUUCAAGCAGGAAGACGAGGACGAGAACAUGGAUAAGGAUAACAUUGAAAGUGAGGCGGCGACACCACAACCACAAGCACCUUUCGUAAAACUCCAGCUCAACGAUAUUGACUUUUCCAGCAGGUUACUCGAUUUACAGUUUUCCAUCUCGGGUCGAAUGGAAUCGGGUUCACCGAUAGAAGGCUCCUUCAAGUUACAGAAUGGUGCAUUUAUCAAGGCAGAGGACGAUAAGAUGGAAGUGUCAAAAACAAAGAGCUUUAUUGACGCUCUUGAACUAAGCGAAGAUCUUUUGCAAGUCUUAGAGAAUGCUAAUUAG